GAUUGAUGGGAAAAGAAUCGCCUACACGGAUGGGUUCAUCUACCUCGGUACCCAUCUGCACUUCGCUGAUGGCUCGAAAACCGAAAUCCAACGCCGAAUUCGUUCUGCAUGGAGCGUCUUCCACAAGUUCAAAACGUACUUAACAUAG
Molecule: messenger RNA, 148 nt
Organism: Caenorhabditis auriculariae
Lineage: Eukaryota; Metazoa; Nematoda; Chromadorea; Rhabditida; Rhabditidae
Source: the annotation of a GenBank genome assembly